AUGGACAACCAGAUUAAAAAUGUGCAUAAUGAUUCCUUCUCUCAUCUCCCCAACCUGGUCAAACUGAAUCUGAGAGUGGACUGUCUACCUCCAGGGCUGAGCAUCUCAUCUGUCCCAUGUCGUAUAACCAUCCAGCUGGGAGCCUUCAUUGGAUUGCAGCGUCUGAAACAGCUGGAUCUGUCUGAACACAGUUUACCAUCCAUUCCACUUCUACCCCCAACCCUGCAGUACCUGAACUUGUUACGCAACAGUAUUCUGAGGCUGGAACCCAACGUGUUUACUAAUCUGCUCGGCCUGAGAAUGCUCAGCAUGGAGAACUGCUAUUACAAAAAUCCCUGUGGCACAUGGGUGGCUGUUCCUGAAGGAGUCCUGUCCCACCUGGAUAACCUGACCCUGCUCUCUCUCAACUAUAACAACCUGACCAGUGUGCCACAGAACCUUCCAGCUGGCUUGAAAAUCUUUCUCUCCUUUAACCGGAUUACUCACAUCUCAAAAGGUGAUUUUGGAAACCUCCCCAAUCUCCGGACAUUGGAUGUGAAGGGGAACUGCAGCAGAUGUGACCACGUGCUGAACCUGUGUGCAGAGUCCAAUGGUUCCUUCCAAAUAGACCCUGAUUCCUUUCUUCCCCUGAGGUCACUGGAGGAGUUGGUGCUGUUGGACAAUUCCUUGCAUGAACUAGAUUCUCAGUUAUUUCAGUCUUUGAGGAACUUAAAGAUGCUUAACCUGACUAAUAACUAUCUCUACAACACCAUCACAACCAGCGCAGCAUUCAAAUGGCUCACCAGGCUCCAAAAGCUUUUAUCUUUUAAUUACCAAAAGAAGUACACCUUUACAAUGCUCAACCUGACCCAAUCUUUCCAGUACUUGGAGUCAUUGCAAGAGCUGGAGAUCAAUGGGUUUUUCUUCCGAUUUUGCUCACUGAAGAGGACAUACAUAGAAAGUGACUUUGAAGAGGCAGCAGCAAAUGCAAAGUUGAACUCCACCAGUCCGGAAAAUUUUAAACCCAGUUACCAGAAUUACAGCAAGAUUCUCAAUUUAGCAGGAAACAAUCUUGUGGCUGUGAAAGCAGUGUUGUUUAAGAACUUGAUUCGCAUUAAGUGCCUUAACCUAUCACAAAAUAGCAUAAGUCAAUCUAUAAAUGGCUUGCAGUUCACCCACUUGAACAACCGACGCAUGCUGGAUCUUUCCUACAAUAAAAUCAAUUUGUACUUUGAAACUGCCUUUACUGAGCUCCCCCUCCUGGAGGCCUUGGAUCUCAGUUACAAUGGUUACCACUUCUUGAUGCAGGGUAUUGGUCACAACCAGAAUUUCAUAACACACUUCAAAUCUCUGCAGUACCUUAGUUUGGCUCAUAGUCUGAUUCUAUUUGUAAUUUGGUUUAUCAGCAGCACCUCCUUAAAGGUUCUGAUGUUCAACAGAAACCAAUUAGAGAUGAUGUGAGGGCAUGAAGACAUCUACCUGAGGUUUUUCCAGAAUCUGACCAAUUUAAUCAAGUUAGAUAUCUCCAGUAAUCACUUGACGGGCCUCCCUUCACAGAUUCUUGAAAACCUGCCUAAGACUGUAAAGAUCUUGUGUGUUAGGAGCAAUCACAUCACUUUUUUCAACUGGACCAACCUGCAGCUUCUGCCUAACCUGGAGGUGUUGUUUGAAUUCAUCAUCAUUAUGAACAUAACAAUACCCAGCCUGACUAAUGAAGUCACCCAUGGCUCUCCAUGCGAGCUAAAGGGCAAGAGAAUCUUCACCCAUGAACUGCUUUUCUGCUCUGAAGACUCUGUCUCACUCUGCCUGUUUGGGUUUUCUGUGCUCUUCACCUUGGCAUUCUUGGCUGUGCCUACCAUGGAAUGCCUCUUUGGCUGGGACCUCUGGUACACCUUCUAUCUGUGCCUGGCACAUUUCCAGGCAUGCUCAGUGAAGAAAAGUAGUGCAGAAGAGGUGGAAUAUGAUGCCUUUGUGGCUUUCAACAAAGGUCAGAAAGCUGCAGCCGACUGGGUCUAUAAUGAACUCCAAGUCAGAAUGGAAGAGAGAGACCUCGCUCGGUUCAAAUUUUGUCUUGAAGAAAGAGACUGGAUUCCAGGGAGAUCCUUGAUGGAAAACUUGUGGGAUUCAGUCCACAAGAGCAAGAAAAUAAUUAUUGUGCUUUCCAAGUUCCAGCCUGCGAGUGGCAUCCUGAGAAUUACCUUUCACCUGGCGCGGCAGCAGUUGUUGGAGGACAAAAAGGAUGUAGUGUUAAUUCUGCUGGAGAAGAUGCAAAAGAAAUCCAAGUACCUUCAGCUUCGGAAAUGUCUCUGCAGGAAGAGAGUCUUGUUCUAGCCUGAGAAGCCCUGUGGGCAGCAGUAUUUUUGGGACAAGUUAUGAACAGCCUUGGCUGGGCAAGGAUAA
Messenger RNA from Terrapene triunguis (Three-toed box turtle), 2379 nucleotides. It is a transcript of the gene TLR9, whose product is annotated as toll like receptor 9. Gene Ontology annotation, biological process: defense response to virus; canonical NF-kappaB signal transduction; toll-like receptor signaling pathway. Lineage: Eukaryota; Metazoa; Chordata; Testudines; Emydidae. Gene Ontology annotation, molecular function: pattern recognition receptor activity; transmembrane signaling receptor activity; protein binding. Gene Ontology annotation, cellular component: plasma membrane. The record is from RefSeq and is a predicted model, not a curated record.